Cantharellus anzutake is the source of this 2407-nucleotide messenger RNA. RefSeq lists its product as uncharacterized. The record is from RefSeq and is a predicted model, not a curated record. Gene Ontology annotation, cellular component: protein phosphatase type 1 complex. Gene Ontology annotation, biological process: regulation of glycogen biosynthetic process. NCBI's taxonomy places the organism in Eukaryota, Fungi, Basidiomycota, Agaricomycetes, Cantharellales, Hydnaceae. Gene Ontology annotation, molecular function: glycogen binding; protein phosphatase 1 binding. The coding region runs from base 109 to 2085 and encodes 658 amino acids. The transcript has 4 exons.
CAUGUUAAGUUGGAGAGUCUGAUACUUUCGGAGGAUGCGAGAGCUAUAAGGGGGUUGGUGCUCGUGAGGAACUUGAGUUAUAGGAAGUGGAUCGUUGCACGGUUUACGAUGGAUCGGUGGCAGACGACGAGUGAGGUUAGUGCAAGACAUCUGGAGAGCAGCACGGUAGUGAAAACGGACCCUUUUGCCUAUGACCGCUUCGAGUUUUUCAUACGCUUGGCGGAUUUCAUGGGCAGGAUAUGGGACAGGACCCUCCAUUUAUGCGUGCGCUACUCUGCUGAAGGUUAUGGAGAGAUGUGGGAUAACAAUGGCGGACGGAAUUACACGGUUGUGUUUAAGCGCAAGCCGUUCAGCCAAAUACGCGAGUUUGGAAGGGAUGAGAAGGCUGGGGCAGCGGUGCUUAGGGGGGUUUCUGCGAUGGACGAUGAUGAUGAUGACGACGACGACGAAGAUGGCAUCGGUGCACGAAUGAAGGUCGCUGCGCUUAAAAAGACGCUGGAGAAGGUGAUGCCUUCUAAUGGGUCUUCUUUGGGUGUGACAGGCAUGGGAACACCCUCGAGUGGCGCACGGGCAGCUCCUGCGCCUGUUGAUCAGCCGAAUCAGAGUGGUUCGUUCCAUCAGUCUGGCCCACCGGCUUUCGUUAAUAGCCGAUCGGCUCACGACGUCCUCCUUCGGCUUGGAAAACAGCAUUCGCCCACCCAGUCGCCUGUUCUACCACCUUCUCCAAGUCCUAGGCGCAUGUUCUACAUAUCAGGUAACGAUGUGCCUCUUUCACCUCGUCGUGCGCACAAGGAAGGAUCUCUUGCGGGUCGAUACGAUCUUGGGUCGUCCCUCAAGAAUGCUGCCACGGGGGGGCACACCCCCGAAAAAUCUCCACUGGCACCGGCAAACAGCAUCCCAUUCCCGUCCACCGGUUCCCCGUCACGUUCCCCUGUUUCCCCACAUGGAAUGCCACCCGGAUCAUCAUUCAUCAAUCAGAAGUUCACCUCAACCCCUGUAACGUUCUCGAGGGUUCGUUCAACUUCCAGAGGAUCCCCACGCGAUGCGGCCUUGCUCACCCCUGGCGGGGAAAGCGACCAGGGCACUGUGAAGUCUGGAUUCUGGGCCUUGAGCCACUCACCACCUUUCCGGACGAGUUCAGAUACGGACAUUCCAGCGAGUUUGCAUAGUAGUGGACCAUCGACGCCGUUUGAGAGUCAAAUAGCACAUGGCAAUACGGGCUCCAAGGGGAAAGGUGCGGUGGGUGAUGCAGCAAAUAAAGGCAAUACCCAGAGGGGUUACUUUGCGCUCCCUGUCCGGGGCGGAAAGAAGAUUGGAAGUAAGACGACAGUGUCGUCAUCCUUGACUAAGGGGUUUCAUACAGAUCCGACUGAAAAGGAUGCUGGCGACGCUCUUGUCCCCCCUCCAACGGUUUCGAGGUUCCUCCCGAUUCCUAAGGCGACUAACACAAAUCAUAAUAUGAGUUAUGAUGUUAGCCCCAGUAUCAGUCCCCCUUUCUCUGAUGCGGGCUGGUCUGGCUUCGAUUCUGCGAUGGAUGAUAUUCAUAGAAACACAACAUCCACCGUUCCGUUCGUACCUACAUCCAGCUCCACAGCCUUAAGAACCUUGAGCCCUGAGCGGCGUGAUGGGCCUUCGCGCGAGAGUAGCUCGGAUGACAUAUCCUCCGCCUCCUCGACCGUCCCCGCAACAUCGUCAGACGCUUCCAAUUCAACUGCGCUUUCCACUCCUUCGCCUCCGUCUCCGACAGAAACAAGCCUUACUCCUAAGGAAGAUGAAAUUGCGCGCAACACCAAUGAAACCCAGAAUCUUCACUCCAUCCUCGAUCAAUUCUGCUUCUAUACUGGGCCGGGCAGCAUCGGCGGCACACGGCGUUCCCAUUCCACUUCAAGUGUUGACGAAUUUUUCGCACAAGGCGGACACGUGGUUCCAGAAAUACCUCUACUAGACCAUUCUGGUCGUACAACUCCAAUCCCAUACAAUUCCCAUUACAACAUUCAACGCUCUCCGGGAGCUCAUUCUCCAAAUGCACGAAAUAACGCCCGCUCGGCGGAAUCGACCGUGCGGAUGCAGCCAAUUGCCGGUUGAUGCUUCGGUCAGUUCGCUCCUGUUAUGACAGUGAUUACAGAUCCCCUUCAUAUCCUUCCCCUUCCAUCGUGCCCCAUGUUUUGUAUUCGUAAUGUAUUGAUUUGUGCUACCACUACUGUAGCCAAAACCCAUACACGGUUUAAUAGCUCCCCUCCACGCACUGUAUUUCUCGACAUACACGUUGUUACUUAUCAGUGCAUCAGCACCAGUAGUACUUGAUCUUAUUCCGCGCCACUUGUUUUCUGACGUUUCCAUCACCAUCGAUGUCUCAAGUUUGAUCACACAGCCCAUCAAAAACAAGUUCGAAAUGGGAUAAUUUCUC